CAAAGGUAGUACAGCAAUUAAUCUUCCCAAAUCCUAAGCCAUGUUCGCCGAAAAGAGCACCAAAAUUUGGGUGGAUCUCUGCGUGAGUAUCCUAGCCCACUUCCUGAUCUUGGCGCCUUCGAUCUACAUCGUCGUCCUCUAUGCACAGGCCGACUACAGCCUCUUCGUCUGGCAUCCAACAUGUUUUACAGUUGGGUGCGCUCUGCUAAUGACUGAGGCCAUCCUUGCGAUAUCGGGGGAGAAUUUGCUCCUCUCAAAAUCGUCGAGGGUAAAUCGUAUCAGGGUUCACUCGCUGUUACACAUCCUGGGUAUGGUGCUAAUGACGGUUGGAUUCGGGGUCAUCAUAGCCAACAAGAUAAGAAACAAUAGUAACCACUUUACAUCGGACCAUGGAAAGCUGGGUCUGACCGCGGUGAUCGUCGCCUACGUCGUCGCCCUGGGCGGAGUUUCCACAUCGUAUUCCGGUCUGCUGUCUCCGAGGGUGAGCCUUGCCAGCCUGAAACUGGUCCACGGCUGCUGCGGUAUCGUCGCAAUUAUCCUGCUCUUCGCCACCCUCUUUACCGGCCUUUAUAAGAGGUCAUUCCCCGGCAGUGAGCUUGGCGUAAGCCUUACAGUCUCCUCCUACGUAGUCGGCCUGUUUAUCGUCCUGAUCAAACCUCUCUACACGACGCUGGUCAGAAUUCGCGGGAUUUUCACAUAG
This is a messenger RNA of Diprion similis, 700 nucleotides long. Its product is annotated as transmembrane reductase CYB561D2-like. Lineage: Eukaryota; Metazoa; Arthropoda; Insecta; Hymenoptera; Diprionidae. Gene Ontology annotation, molecular function: transmembrane monodehydroascorbate reductase activity. The transcript is spliced from 2 exons. The record is from RefSeq and is a predicted model, not a curated record. The coding region runs from base 41 to 700 and encodes 219 amino acids.